AUGUGGCUGAGCUCUUCCGAAGGAAUUGCCGGCGCAGAUGGAUACCAGGCUCGCUGGGCAUCCAAGGUUGUCCCCUACGUCUAUGGGUUUGAUGUAGCCAAGUCAUCGCUGAAAUGGUUCAAUGAGGCGCAGAAGAGAUCCAUCGAACUCUUCAUCAACGCUGCAUACGGGGAUCGGUUCAAGGUGUACACGCGGGUCCGCGCUGCUGCUCUUCGCGAAAAUUGGAACACGCUUAAGUCUAUGCCGAUGCUGACCUACCCGCCGUUUCCACUCUACGAUUGCUGUUGGCACACCUAG
Molecule: messenger RNA, 297 nt
Organism: Penicillium roqueforti
Lineage: Eukaryota; Fungi; Ascomycota; Eurotiomycetes; Eurotiales; Aspergillaceae
Exons: 1
Coding region: 1-297 (98 amino acids)
Source: RefSeq, a predicted model, not a curated record